Molecule: messenger RNA, 4573 nt
Organism: Mercenaria mercenaria
Lineage: Eukaryota; Metazoa; Mollusca; Bivalvia; Venerida; Veneridae
Exons: 2
Coding region: 169-1899 (576 amino acids)
Molecular function (GO): zinc ion binding; protein binding
Source: RefSeq, a predicted model, not a curated record
CACUGAUAGUCACACACUCGACUUCGAUAUAUAUGGGAUAUGUUUUAAAACUUAAAACCUGCCAAAGAUAUCGUGUUUCAUAUCGACCGAAACAUUUCAAUUCAAAUGAGGAAGUAAAUUGAAAAAUCUUCAUACCUGUCAUAAGAUAAAACUGAUAACUGGAUAAAAAUGGCGACUAAGGGUGGUGACAAUGCAUCAGAUGGAAUUAUAGACACCAAAUGCUCUGUGUGUGCUGGUAAAAAUUUAACGCGGGAAGCUGAAAAAUACUGUGUAGAAUGUCAGGACUAUUACUGUAUACCAUGUACAGACAUGCACAAAGCUUUUCCGUCAAUGAGAGCACACAAAUUGCUGGAUAAAGCUGAUUUUAGUACACAUGGUUUGCAAUCAUCAUUACCAUGUUUCCCUACAGAAAGGUGCCAGAUUCAUAAAGCGAAACUUUUGGACAUGUUUUGUAAGAACCAUGAUGAGGUUGUGUGUGCCACUUGUGUUGCUAUAAAUCACAGAACAUGCCAGGAUAUACACUCUAUUCCGGAUGAAGUUGACAAUCUAUACAAACAAUCAGCUUCUGAUCAAACCAAGAAACAACUCCUUGCAGCAAAGAAAGCUUUAGAUGAUAUAAAGAAAACCAAACAACAAAUCCUCAGUGAGUUAAAGAAACAAAAGCAGAGAGCAACUGAUUCUAUCAUAAACUACAGAAAAGAAUUGGAAGCUGAGCUCAAGAGACUUGAAUCUGAAUCACUCAAGGAAGUUGAUGCACAGUAUAAAAAUAUGGAAAGAAAUCUGCUGUAUGAGAUCAAGGAAGCAGAAAAAUUUAUUGGUGACUUGGAACAGUCUGCUGCCAAGUUGCAAAAGUCCAAUGGAAAUAAAGCCCAAGAAUUUGUAUGUGUCAAAACUGCUCAGAGAAAUAUUCUUACAGCUAAAAGUUCCACAAGUAAAAAACAAACAGAAGUGAACGUAUUUUUUUCUGCUGAUAUGAAAAUAAAAAACAACAUAAAACAAUUAAAGACAUUAGGAGAGGUGUCUACAGCUGAAGCAACUUACAAGCCAAGAACCACAGUAUACACAGUGAAACAGCAGAGGAAUAUUAAUGUUCAGCUUAAAGAAGACGAACGUAAAUGUGAUAUACAUGGAUCUUGUUUUACUGAGGAUGGUUCCUUGCUGCUUGCUGAUUGGUAUAAUAACAAGUUGAAACAUCUGGAUGUCUCUACAGAUACCAUCACAGACCAUCUAGAUCUGGAUGCAAGACCUAUUGCUGUAUGUCUAACCAGUAAACAAGAAGCUGCAGUAAGCCUGAACAACAACACCAUACAGUUUGUAUCACUAGGAGACAAGAUGGCAACAAAAAGGAAGCUGAAGAUGGAUCAUAACUGUUUUGGUUUGGCCUCCAAUGAUGGGAAAUUUUUUAUAUCUGAUUCAGACAAAACUGUUUAUAUUUAUGAUGUAAGCGGUAUCAUGUUAAAUAAAAUUACAAUUGACAAAUCAGGCAAUCCAAUUUUCAGCAACACUAGACAUAUUAGUGUGAGUACAAACAGAGACCGUGUGUAUGUGGCUGAUAAUGAUAAAGGUUUGAUAACUCUAGACAUGCAGGGAAAUUAUCUAUCAACAUUUACUGAUCCUGAUUUAGUUCAGCCUCAGGGUGUAUGUACAGAUAAGAGAGGAAACAUAUUGGUCUGUGGGUGGAGAUCAUCAAAUAUUGUCCAGAUAAGUGAGGAUUCAAAAACAAAGUUAGGCAUAUUCAAACCAGAAGAAAAUCCAUUAUCAGUCUGUUUUGAUCCUCACCAGAACAAACUAGCUGUAACUCAUGUAUGCAGCAAUACUGUAAAAGUCUUUGAGCUGAAGUCAGAUACAUUUACUGCUGUUGACAUCACAACACUGAAUGAUCUCGUAUUGAAUUUUUAAGUCACUACGACACAAUUCAAAUCAUUAUUUAUUUUGCAAUGCCAUAGCACAGAUAACACAUUUUUUACUGUAUAGUAAAAAUAAAAAAACUUUAACAAAUAAAGAAGGAUUAUAGAAACAUUUAGAUAACGUAGAAGAUUUUUACUGUAUACAUAUUUAAAAUAUAAAUUUUCCAGUUAGCAUCCUAAGAUAAGCGGGAAGAAAACUUACUAAGAGAAGUAAAGAAACUAAGAGUGUAUUCUUUUAAAAUUAUAUGAAUAACCAUUCACUUUCUUUUCACCAAUUGUAACACGAUAAGACAAAGAUAGUUAGGAUUCAAAUUAGUUUUAAAGAAGCUAUGCCAUUAAGAAACAAGAGCUGCCGCAGGAGACAGCAGACUCGACUAUUUCGAUGUUGAAUUUUGAAACUAGGCUCAUUUGAGGAAGCAAGAGCUGUCACUUGAGUGUUUGAUUAAUUACUCCAAGAUGGAUGAAUAUUAUAAGUGGAGAAUAGCUUAUAUCUUUGUCAAAUGUAUUUGGUAAUAACAGAGAUUGAGAAGUGUAUCAAAACAUUUAAAAAGUAUAAAAGGGACACAAUUCAUGGAAAAUGUGUGGGUGGUAAUAUUGAUUAACUAUUUAAGUUUGAAUCAAAUCCGUUUGGUUGUAACAGAUAUAGAGUGAAAGUGCUUCAAAACUUUAACAUGAAACUUUAUGUAAAAAGGGGACACAAUGCAUGAAAUAUUGUUGCCAAAAUUAUGACCCUUGUGCCAUAUGAUGUGAGUGAUGAUCAUGAUGUCAAGCAAUUGUUAUAAAUUUGAAUCAAAUGCCUUCUGUGAUAACAGAGAUGUAGUAAAAAUGCAUCAAAUGUAACCUAAGAUUCUACAAAAAGGGAGCAUAAUUCAUAAAGAAAUGUGCUAGAGUUAUAAACCUCGUGUCAUAUGAUGUGCGUGAUAAUGUGAAACAACUAUUUCAAGUUUGAAUCAAAUCCCUACACCAAAAUUUUAACCAGAAAUUCUUAGUAAAAAGGGGGAUAAUUAAUUAAAUAUUGGUUCAAGAGUUAUGGCCCUUUGCCAGAUGAUGUGAGCGAUGAUGAGGAAUAAUUAUUUUAAGUUCAAAGCAAAUCCAUCAAGUAAUUACAGAGAUAAAGAGAAAAAAGAGGAAGUGCAUCAAAACUUUUACCUUGCAAGAUGCCGCCAACGCCGAUGCCGACACCAGGGCUAGUAGGAUAUAUAUCUUCAUAUACUUCGUAUAGUCGAGCUAAAAACGAAUAUUCAAUGAAUUGUACCGUCUCAUUACCUGUAGCAGAUGUGUGUUUUUGUAUGAAUUUGUUGUUUAGCUUCACUUACACUGUAAAUAUUCAUGUUAUCAUGAUUAACAUACCGUAUGUAGUGUAUGUAAACAAAACCAAUGUUUAUUUGAAUGAAUGAAAGUUGUUCUGGUGUUAUUCUCUUUUUCUAAUGCAUUUUUAUUUCCAAAUAGGCAUAUUACAUUUACAAUAGAUGCACAAUAGGUUUCACACAUUUUUAUCAAUAUCCAAUAUUUAAUAAAUUUUUUGACUUAUUUUUGUACAUUAACUAUAAAUGAGUGGGGAAAAUGAGAGGGAAUAUGAUCUUUCUCAAUAAAAAUUGUAUUUUCUGACGGAUGGAAACUGUAUUGUUAUUGCUCCACUCAAUUGUUUUGCAAUAGCACAUUUUAUUUCUAUAAUAUUGUCAAAAAUGGACAGCUCAACGUUCAGUGAUGAUUGUGUUGUUCUAAUUUGUUAUUCAUGGUAGAUAUUUCUUUUUUUUUUUCUAUUUCAAUUCGCAGUUUAUGAUGUAAUAUAUAAAACUAGACGGGCAAACAUUUUCUGUAUUUCACUAGAAAAAAUAUAUAUAAUUUCGUUAUAAUGAUUAAAAAGUUUGUUACAUUACUUUCUGACCUACCUGUUGAAAAACUGAAGCUGCUUGUUUGUAAACUAAAGUAUAUUUGUAAACUAAAGUGUAUAGAAAUACUUAAAAAUUUCAUGUUUCGUCUGUUUCACAUAUGUUAAAAAUAUUGGCAUUCACAAAAUAAAUGUUUUUGACUUCACACAUGCAUGUUACAAAGGUGACACAGACUUGAAUUGAUUAAUUUCAUCUUUAAUUACUUGAAAUGUAUUUGUACUGAAAACUUCUCAGUUUUGAGUCUAUGGUUGACUUGAACACAUGACAGUAGACAUUUUUUCCAUUGUAUUCAGUAUUUCAUUUGUGUUAUUCUUUUUAUUAUUUGCAUGUGAUACAAGUACUCGUUCUUUGAUUUCGUUUAAGAUAGAGUUAUAAGUAACAAUUCAUUUUUAUCAUACAUUAUAUUUCCUUCUCCUAUCUUUACCUUCAUAUUAUGUGGGCUGAUAAUAUGUAUUUUCCAACUAUUUAUUCUAUAGUCAAAGAAGUGUUGUAUAUAUUUAAUGCGUUCAUCAUACAAUUCUUUAUAGAAAAAAAAUGUGUUUGAAGUUUGAUUUUUAUUUCAGACUUUUCCAGAAGAUUUGAUGACUAACAGUUGUUUCCUUUUUCAUAAACUGUAAUGGUUUUUCAUGCCAAAAAUAUAAUUAUCUUUUAAGAAAGCAUUACCUUUGUUUAUCAUUUCAAUGUUAUUUACGUUAAGUUUUUUUUUCAAAUAUUAAAGAUCCUUCAAUUUAAAGCAUUAUGUUUUCUCAUGUUUUCCAUGCUUGUUUAUUACUU